Messenger RNA from Ambispora leptoticha, 1122 nucleotides. The record is from the annotation of a GenBank genome assembly. Lineage: Eukaryota; Fungi; Glomeromycota; Glomeromycetes; Archaeosporales; Ambisporaceae.
AUGUCAAAAAUCAACAGCGACGACACCGAUUCUUCAGACUCAAUUAUAAAAGGGAAAAGCAGCCACCAAUUCACAAUUGAUUUUUCAAAAAUAACUGGACCAGUGUUUAGUCCUCCUUUUGCAACGUCGUAUGAUAUGUUUUGGCAAUUGAAAUUUACACCGUGUUCACCAGGCCAUACAGAUUAUUGCGCAUUAUUUCUAUUUGCAAUCCCAAACAGUGAUGAGAAACGCACUCCCUCUAAAUGGCCAAGACGUAGUAAUCUAAACGCCACAUUGUUCUUGCGAGAUGCUGAAGACGAGUCAGAGUAUGAGAGUUAUGAGGUUCGUACUGAUAGAUUCGCAUCUCGUUGGAGAGGGCAAGGAUCAAAAAGAAUGUGUAAAAGAGAAUUAGUAAUAGGCGAGGAAAUAAUUUUUGGCGUGACAUUUACUGAAUCAGAACUCGUACAAUCUCGGCAUGAUAAUGAACUUCCAGCUGACUCUUUUCCACAAGAUUUAAUAGAAGCUUGGAAUGGACAAUUAGGUGUCGCAGAAACAGCAGACGUUGAAUUUAAUGUUAACGGGCAUAAACUUUAUGCAAAUAGUGUGCUUCUCGCGAAACGAUCAGAUUAUUUCUACAAUUUAUUUCAAGGCCAUUGGGCAGAAGAAUCUCAUGAGGAUCAUCCAAAAACACUUUGUUCAACAUCCAAAGGAAAACAAAAAGCAGAUGCAGAAUCUAUAAUGUUUCAAGACGAAGACUCUGGCACAAUUCUACAACGAUCACCCAAAAAAUGCAAAUACACCAUACAAGUGCCUGACUUUCACCACGAAACAAUGCUCGCGCUAUUACGAUUUCUCUACACAAAUCAAGUGACAUUUGACGACUAUAGUGACGACUCGCAAACCACCUCGUUCGACAUAUUUUCUGUGGCAGAUAAAUAUUGCGUCACGGAAUUACGAGAUCGUGCGAAAAUGGAAUUGUGUGGAAAUUUAUCGGUGCAUAAUGUCGCUGAAUUUCUGUUUGGCGGGGUGGCUAGGUGGCCGGAUUUGAAAGAAUGUUUGAUGGAGUAUUUGAAGGAAAAUUGGAAAAAGGUAAAAGAGACUGAGGAAUGGAAGAAUUUGGUGAAUAAUCCAAUGAGACAAUGA